Guillardia theta CCMP2712 is the source of this 1758-nucleotide messenger RNA. RefSeq lists its product as hypothetical. The coding region runs from base 1 to 1758 and encodes 585 amino acids. Gene Ontology annotation, molecular function: protein N-acetylglucosaminyltransferase activity; protein binding. Gene Ontology annotation, biological process: protein O-linked glycosylation. Lineage: Eukaryota; Cryptophyceae; Pyrenomonadales; Geminigeraceae. The record is from RefSeq and is a predicted model, not a curated record. The transcript has 8 exons.
AUGGGCGACGUGAGCAGCUGGGGGAUACGAGUGCAAGGUCAUCAGCUGGUCAAGUGGGACGAAUGGCAUGAUCGGGGAGUAGCGCUGCUGCAGAGGGCGACUGACCGGACGUGGGGGCUCUAUCACCUCGCAGCCCGAUGCUUCAAGACUUCCCUAAGGCUGAGGCCCCGCCUGCCGGCCGCGCACUAUCAUCUUGGUUAUGCCAUAGCAAGUCUGCGUGAGAACGCGGGAGAUGACUGGAGAUGGAAGGCAAGGACAAGCUUCGAGCUCGCCACCCUUGGGCAGACACAAGUGGCGUAUGAAGGCCUCGCAUGGUUUCAUGUCGCGCAAGAUGAUGCUCACGGAGCUUACGUGGCCCUCACGCGAGGCAUGAAAGCUCUUUGCCAGCUUGACGAUCACGAAUCGCCCACUUCCUGUGCGACCUCAUUGGAAUUUUUGUUUCGUUGGUGGGAUGCUUUGCAGCAAGCUUGUGUCUUCGCCGACUGGGAGCGAGGAAGGAGGGUGCUUGAGGCAGCUCUAAAAGCUUCCUUCCUCCCUGACCAGCCACAGGACAUCAUGAGCAUGUCGCAAGGGAUGAGAGCCCCUAUCUCCGACGAGCUCCGCAAACAAGUAGCCUCCACGUACUGGAAGCUAUUGUCUCGUCAGUCGCAGUUCCCUUCCAAAGUCGCCAAGUUCUCGUCCUCGUUGCUGGGCCCGAAACGUCGAGUGAGGGUGGGAUACGUUAGCUUCAACUUCAGUCCCACCAGGAACCUCAACGGUGUUGUCAACUGUUUCCCAACAUCUGCUGACCAUCACUCCCACCAGGAUUGUUUUGCCAUCUACGGGCAUCAUCACAAGGACUCGGAGGAGGACGUUGAUAGAAUCCUGUCCGAGACCGAUGAGUUCAUCGACCUGCAACGAGUUUGCGCCAUUGAAUUCAGCAACACGUCAGACUACCACAUGGCGAUCAAAAUCAACGAGCAUGAGGUUAACAUGGUCUACGCUGCCACCACUGGAGGACCUUCGAUCGAUCUCUUCGUCACCGAUCGGGUAGCGACACCUCCUGACCUGCAUGCCGCAACUCUAUCCGAGAGAGUACUUGUACUGCCCGGCUCGCACUUCAUCAACAACCAGAAGGAUCUCAUGCCUCAAGGGUUCUCUUCUCCACCGACCCGCCAAGAGUUUUCGCUGCCGCUUAGCGGGGUCCUCCUCGCCUGUUUCAACGCCUUCUUUAAGAUCACUCCAGACAUAUUGGACUUGUGGCUCCAUAUUCUGUUGUCUGUCCCUCAAUCAUUUCUUCUCUUUGUCAAGUAUCAGUACCACCAAGCCGCACGCAGAAAUAUCCUGCAAGUUGUGAAGCAGAAGAACAUUUCAAGUGCGAGAAUCAUCUUUAUGAAUCGAACAGCAUCGCUGAGAGAUCAUAUGAGGAGGACCUCUUUAUCGGACGUCUACUUAGACACAAGGCUCUACAACGCUCACACCAUCGCAGUGGAUGUCUUGUGGUCUGGAGUCCCGAUCGUCGCUCUGCCGGGCACGAGUCUUGCGUCACGAGUGACAGCCAGGGACCCGCACGACUACGUCGACCUGACGCGAGCCUGGGUGAGGGCAAGGCCAUCAGCAGCAAAUGCCCGUGCAAGAGAAGCUUUCAAAAACUUGCGAAGAGAUGGCGAAAUCUUUGAUGGCGAUCGGUUUGCAAGGAAGCUCGAGAAGGGUUUUCUGAUUGCACUGGACGCAAAGGAUGCAGGCAACGUCGGAUCCAACUAUUUAGUAUCAGAAUGA